Misgurnus anguillicaudatus (oriental weatherfish) is the source of this 1918-nucleotide messenger RNA. The record is from RefSeq and is a predicted model, not a curated record. Lineage: Eukaryota; Metazoa; Chordata; Actinopteri; Cypriniformes; Cobitidae.
UAAAGCAUAUGGCCUGUGUUUUCCAUCUUCAUAAUUAUAUAAUGCAAACAUGUUAUCGUAUAUUAAGGUGAUGGACAGGUGAAUAACUGGACUGAUUCAGACAGAACAGCUGAAGUCUGACAAUUCACUGCUCGUGCACACGAUGUCGAACUUCUACAUGAACGCGCCUGAUAAGUUUCGUUUUCUUCGUAGUUUCAGUUGAUUUGGGUUUAAAACAGAGUUGUGUUAUAAUCAAAAGUGAAUAACAGUGAUUUAGUCAGUGUAAAGAUGUCGCGUGGAUGUUUCUGCGUACUUCUGCUCGCGCUCGUCGCCGCGGUUUCAGGUGUGGUGGUGGAUGUGAAGAAGAAAGUGGGAGAUGAAGUUCGUUUUAAACCUGACAUCCCUGCAGGAUCAUCUUUUAAAGACAGAAGCAUCAUAUGGAAAUAUACGGCUGGUGGUGAUGUGAUAAAGGUGAUUGAAUGGGACAAUGACUUUAAGACUUUAGAAAGUCUGAAUCCUAAAUUCAGUACUCGUGUAGCUCUCGAUAAGACCACUGGAGAACUCACUAUAAGAGAUUUACAGCUGGAGCAUACUGGACUUUAUACCAUUGAGAUCAACAACAAAGAGCAAGAGAAAAAAUUCACAUUGACUGUUAUGGAUGUGGAUAUUAAGGCAGUAGUGGGCGGUGAAGUUCGUUUUAAACCUGACAUCCCUGCAGGAUCAUCUCUUAAAGACAGCAGCAUCACAUGGAAAUAUACGGCUGGUGGUGAUGUGAUAAGGGUGAUUGAAUGGGACAAUGACUUUAAGACUUUAGAAAGUAAUAAUCCUAAAUUCAGUACUCGUGUAGCUCUCGAUAAGAUCACUGGAGAACUCACUAUAAGAGAUUUAAAGCUGGAGCAUACUGGACUUUAUACCAUUGAGAUCAACAACAAAGAGCAAGAGAAAAAAUUCACAUUGACUGUUGUGGAUGUGGAUGUUAAGACAGUAGUGGGUGGUGUAGCUCAUUUUAAACCUGACAUUCCUGAAGGAUCUCUUAAAGACAGCAGCAUCACAUGGAAAUAUACGGGAGGUGGUGAUGUGAUAAAGGUGAUUGAAUGGGACAAUGACUUUAAGACUUUAGAAAGUCUGAAUCCUAAAUUCAAGAAACGUGUAGCUCUCGAUAUGACCACUGGAGAACUCAAUAUAACAGAUUUACAGCUGAACCAUGCAGGACUUUAUACCAUUGAGAUCAGCAACAAAGACCAAGAGAAAAAAUUCACAUUGACUGUUAUGGAUGUGGAUAUUAAGGCAGUAGUGGGCGGUGAGGUUCGUUUUAAACCUGACAUCCCUGAAGGAUCUCUUAAAGACAGCAGCGUCACAUGGAUAUAUAAGACUGCUACUGACAUGAUAAAGGUGAUUGAAUGGGACAAUGACUUUCAGACUUUAGAAUGUAUGAAUCCUAAAUUCAAGACUCGUGUAGAUCUCGAUAAGAUCACUGGAGAACUCACUAUAAGAGAUUUAAAGCUGGAGGAUACUGGACUUUAUACCAUUAAGAUCAACAACAAAGAGCAAGAGAAAAAAUUCACAUUGACUGUUAUGGAUGUGGAUAUUAAGGCAGUAGUGGGCGGUGAAGUUCAUUUUAAACCUGACAUCCCUGCAGCAACAUCUCUUAAAGACACCACCAUCACAUGGAAAUAUACGGGAGGUGGUGAUGUGAUGAAUGUGAUUGAAUGGGACAAUGACUUUCAGAGUUUAGACAUUCUGAAUCCUAAAUUCAAGAAUCGUGUAGCUCUCGAUAGGACCACUGGAGAACUUACUGUAAGACAUUUAAAGCUGGAGCAUACUGGACUUUAUACCAUUAAGAUCAACAACAAAGAGCAAGAGAAAAAAUUCACAUUGACUGUUAUGGAAACAACUUCCACAUGAACCAAAGUCCACCAAAGAAGAGUCAAAUUGUGAG